Molecule: messenger RNA, 693 nt
Organism: Komagataella phaffii GS115
Lineage: Eukaryota; Fungi; Ascomycota; Pichiomycetes; Pichiales; Pichiaceae
Exons: 1
Coding region: 1-693 (230 amino acids)
Biological process (GO): chromosome segregation
Cellular component (GO): Ndc80 complex
Source: RefSeq, a predicted model, not a curated record
AUGUCACCCGAUCCUUUUUCAGAGUUUUCUUUUAUGAAAACUAAAUUGAUUGGAUUUCAAGAUGAUUUUGGCUCUUCAACACAGCAGCUUCAUAAUCAACUCCUGAAUGCACGACAAGAGUUUCAAGAAAACAUAAAUCACCUAAGAUAUGAGUGUUUGAAAAUAGAAUCCGAGAUAGAUUCCCUUAAAUUGCGUGAAGCUGAAAUUGGGCAUUGCAAAGAAAGAGAGGUCACAAAUCUUGAAGACUCUAAAAUUAAGUUCAAGGCACUUCAAUUGAAAGAAGAGAACUUGAUAUUACACAAGAAAACACUAAACGAAGGGAUUUCAGCUUUGCAAAAACAGGUCGAUAUCAAGCAGAAGCAAGUGCAUAUACAUAAACAACAGAUACUACAAAACAGUGAGCUCAAUUUGCAGGAAAUGCUGAAGUUUGAGAAGUACCUGGGGUUGAGUAUCGAGAGCAUCGCUGACGAUGUUCUCAAAUUCUACUUUAUCAACAUCAAUCCUAAAGAUUACCAGAAAGAGGUUACAUUUAUUUUGGAAAUUGGGAACCACUAUGUUGUCAAAGAUUGCCAACCAACGUUGGAGGUUUGCAGAGUCAAAGAAAUUGAAGAAAAAUUUAACCAUAGGAGAGAUUUAAAGAACUUCUUGAAAGACAUGAGAAAUGCGUUAAAAGACAAAUUGAUUGGAUUUUAA